UGUACACCUCUCUUCGCUUCCUCCUAAAUUCAUUUUCGCUUUCUCCAUUUCUUAACAGCAAAGCCUGAAACGAACACAGAGAGAGAUGCAUCUGUACAAUGCAUGGCUACCGCCACCAGUCGCCGAGGAAACCAAGAAAGAGAAGGAAGCCUUCUCUCGCGUCCUCUCCUCCGUAAAGACAUCCUACCGACCAGACGAUCCUGAAUCCGUCUAUGCUACUCUCAAAUGGAUCUCUGUCAUCGAGCUAUUUAUAAAAGCAAAAAGUGAGUUAUCCUUGGAAGAUGUGAAUGCACUCGUGGAAACUGGGUUAGAAUUAUUCCAUAUAUCAGAACACAAUCUCUACGCCCAGGUUAGAUGGGGAAAUGUGUUAGUGAGAGUGCUGAAUAAGUACCGAAAAAAAUUGUCCUUGAAAGUCCAGUGGAGGCCUUUGUAUGAGACUCUGAUUCAUACACAUUUCACAAGGAAUACAGGUCCAGAGGGGUGGAGGUUGAGACAGCGGCAUUUUGAGACUGUUACUUCGCUUGUUCGAUCCUGUAGGCGAUUCUUUCCUCAAGGUUCUGCCUUUGAAAUAUGGUCUGAGUUUAUAUCUCUUUUGGAAAAUCCGUGGCACAAUUCAUCCUUUGAAGGAUCUGGUUUUAUGAGACUGUUUCUUCCAACAAAUCCAGACAACCAGGAAUUCUUUUCAGAAGAUUGGAUUAAAAAAUGUCUGGACCUGUGGGACACAAUUCCAAAUUGCCAAUUUUGGAACAGCCAAUGGACUGCCGUUAUAGCUAGGGUUAUAAAGAACUACCGCCUUAUCAACUGGGAGUGCUUCCUACCUUCGCUUUUCAGUAGAUUUUUAAAUAUGUUUGAGGUUCCUGUUGCAAAUGGAAGUGGAUCAUAUCCUUUUUCUGUGGAUGUUCCAAGAAAUACAAGGUUCUUGUUCUCGAAUAGAACUGUCACCCCAGCAAAAGCUAUAGCAAAAUCAAUUGUGUAUCUGAUUAAACCUGAUACUUCAGCCCAAGAGCACUUCGAGAAAUUGGUCAACCUCUUAGAACAAUAUUACCAUCCCUCGAAUGGUGGUCGAUGGACUUAUUCAUUGGAAAGAUUUUUGCUUCAUUUGGUAAUUACAUUCCAGAAGCGUUUACAGCACGAGCAGCAGAAAGGAGAAGAUAAUGAUCAAGCUAAACCUUAUCUAGGAAAAUCAGAAAGAAGUUCCUUUGUUAAUGCAUUGUUGAAAUUAAUUGACCGUGGUCAAUAUAGCAAGAAUGAACAUCUUUCUGAGACAGUUGCUGCUGCAACUUCCAUUUUGUCGUACGUGGAGCCCUCCUUGGUUCUUCCUUUCUUAGAGUCUCGAUUCCAUAUGGCCUUGGAAACGACAACUGCCACUCACCAAUUGAAAACUGCUGUAACAUCAGUAGCAUUUGCCUCGCGUUCAAUUUUUCUCACAUCUAUAUCAGCUUCUUCACUUCAACCGGAUAAUCUUGGUGCUGGUGUCAAUAGUGAAAUGUUCAUUAAUCUUCUCAUGGUUUCACUUUCAAAUGCACUACUUGGUAUGGAUGCCAAUGAUCCUCCUAAAACUUCAGCAACCAUGCAACUUAUCGGUUCCAUAUUUUCGAGUAUGGCUAUGCUUGACGAUGAUGUAGAAGAGUUGUCGUUGAUGCCAAUGAUCCGAUUUUCUGAAUGGCUAGAUGAGUUCUUAUGUCGCUUAUUUUCUUUGCUUCUACAUUUGGAGCCCGGCAGUGUUGUAAAUGAAGGCCUACAUUCAUCACCAACAACUGGAACUUUCCUGGUCGAAGAUGGUCCUUACUACUACUGCAUGCUAGAAAUCUUGCUUGGCAGGCUUUCAAAAUCACUAUAUAAUCAGGCUUUGAAGAAAAUUUCUAAGUUUGUGCGGACAAAUAUUCUUCCUGGAGCAGUUGCCGAAGUUGGUCUACUUUGUUGUGCAUGUGUUCAUUCAAAUCCUCAAGAAGCAGCCGUUCAUCUUGUUGAACCAAUCCUUUCAUCUGUUAUAUCCUCUCUAGAAGGAACUCCUGUUACAGGAUAUGGUGGAAGAGAUAGUCUGGAUGUAUCAGUUUUGACCAAGGCAAAGGCAACUCUUUCUCCAGCUCUUGAAACAGCAAUUGAUUAUCAGUUGAAAGUAUUAUCAGUUGCCAUCAGUUAUGGAGGUCAUACACUUCUACGUUAUAAGGAUCAAUUCAAAGAAGCUAUUUUUUCUGCAUUUGAUUCUCCGUCUUGGAAGGUUAAUGGAGCUGGUGAUCAUCUUCUUCGCUCUCUCCUUGGGAGCCUGGUUCUUUAUUAUCCUAUUGAUCAGUACAAGUGUGUUUUACGUCAUCCUGCCGCUUUUGCAUUGGAGGAUUGGAUUAGCACAAAAGACUACACCACUGAUGAACCCAACAUGUGUCCCAAAUGGCAUGUUCCUAGCGAUGAUGAAGUUAAAUUUGCUGAAGAACUUCUAAACCAUCAUUUUCAAUCAGCUUUAGAUGAUUUUCUAAGAAUAUCCCAAACUAAAAUGCAUUCUGAUCUGGGGAAUGAGAAAGAGCAUUUGAAAGUGACUCUUCUGCGUAUUGAUUCUUCUCUGCAAGGUGUUUUAUCUUGCUUGCCUGAUUUCAGGCCAUCAUCCAGGAAUGGGACAGUUGAAGAUCCAUCUCAUGCUUCCUUUUUAAUGGCUGGUGCAACUGGCUCGCGUGUUGGCAGUACAGAACUGAGGGAAAAAGCUGCUGAGAUUAUACAUGCAGCCUGCAAAUAUUUGUUAGAGGAAAAGUCAGAUGAUAGUAUCCUGCUGAUACUCAUCAUACGUAUUAUGGAUGCCCUGGGGAACUAUGGAAGUUUAGAAUAUGAUGAGUGGUCGAAUCACAGGCAGGCUUGGAAGUUGGAAUCUGCUGCAAUUAUAGAACCUCCAAUGAAUUUUAUUGUGGGUUCUCAUUCUAAGGGAAAGAGAAGACCAAGGUGGGCACUUAUUGACAAGGCAUAUAUGCACAAUACAUGGAGAUCAUCACAAUCAUCAUAUCAUCUGUUUCGAACAAAUGGGAAUUUUUCUGCAUCAGACCAUAUGAUUCUUUUGAUGGAGGAUCUCCUAAAGCUCUCUUUGCAUAGCUAUGAGACUGUUCGAGCGCUUGCUGGAAAAACUCUCUUGAAGAUGAUGAAGAGAUGGCCGUCAUUGAUUUCCAAAUGUGUGCUUUCUCUUACUCAGAACCUGCUAAACCCCAGCACACCAGAAUAUGCUGUUCUGGGUUCUUGUGCUCUUCUUUCAACCCAAACAGUUCUCAAGCAUUUGACAAUGGAUCAAAAGGCAUUCUCAUCAUUUCUCCUUGGAAUUCUUUCAAGUUCUCAUCAUGAAUCACUGAAAGCUCAGAAAGCGAUCAAUGAGCUUUUUGUCAAGUACAACAUUCACUUUGCGGGAGUGUCCAGAAACAUAUUCAGGGCUUUGGACAAUCACGUAGAUGCACCAGAUUUUACAGAUCUAGUUUCUCAAAUUAGUUCUAUGAGUUUUGAUUCGACUAGCUUGCAUGGAGGUACAAUCUGAUGGCCAAUAGAGUCCUGCUCUUGUUGGCUAUGGCCUCUAGAAAUAACCCGAACAUUUCUUCCAAAAUUUUGAGUGAAACUGCUGGUCACUUCCUGAAGAAUCUCAAAAGUCAACUUCCUCAGACAAGAAUACUUGCAAUCUCAGCCCUAAAUACACUAUUGAAAGAAUCACCUUACAAGAUGUCUGCUGGAUAUCAGCAUGUACUCUCCAGGAACACACAAGAAAGUACCAAAUCAUCACUUGAAGGUGCAUUGACCCAAAUUUUCCAA
Molecule: messenger RNA, 3774 nt
Organism: Carica papaya (papaya)
Lineage: Eukaryota; Viridiplantae; Streptophyta; Magnoliopsida; Brassicales; Caricaceae
Gene: PA200
Product: proteasome activating protein 200
Biological process (GO): proteasomal ubiquitin-independent protein catabolic process
Cellular component (GO): nucleus; cytosol
Molecular function (GO): peptidase activator activity; proteasome binding
Source: RefSeq, a predicted model, not a curated record